This is a messenger RNA of Poecilia reticulata (guppy), 6248 nucleotides long. The record is from RefSeq and is a predicted model, not a curated record. Lineage: Eukaryota; Metazoa; Chordata; Actinopteri; Cyprinodontiformes; Poeciliidae.
UCAAGGGUGAAUGUGGGACAUUCGGUGAAGAUCGCUCUUUGCUAAUUGCUAUUUUUAUGUUGUUCUACGCCGUGAUUUCAUAAUUGCAUCUGCGAGCUGUCCCCUUUCUGUGCGCGCCUGCCCCUUCAGUGCGUCCAUGCGGAGCUCGGGCGGGGAGGAGAGGAUGCUGCUGUUGGGAGAGACAACCAGUUGCGCUCAGCCUGAGAGUGGAGUCUCCCCUCCYUCCAAGCACCGAGGGAUGAGCUUCCUCGACCUGUUGCCUCGUUUCGACUUGCAGUAAAGCUGCUCUUUUUGUUGUUGAUUUUGUUAUUGCGCAGACUGGAAAGGAAGAAGUGGCAUUUUUCUCUAAAGGGGGGAGGCUGAGGACAGUGCCAUGAGGCGGACCAAUGUAUUCGUCUUUCAUUUACGUUGUGAACAUCAGAAGGAAGAGUAGCGGAGUUGUUGGUUCCGGGAGCCACCUUCUCGGUCCGGAGGUGCGGUUUGCGGUGCUAUUUCUCUCCAGCUCCGUGUUUUUGAGGGAGGUGAACCAUGGUUGAACUGGAAAAGGAGGUGCUCCCGUUGCCCCCUCGGUACCGGUUCCGAGACCUGUUGCUCGGGGACUGGCAGACUGAUGACAGGGUGCAGGUGGAGUUCUAUGUGAACGAGAACACUUUCAAGGAGCGUCUGAAGCUCUUCUUCAUCAAAAACCAAAGAUCCAGUCUGCGAGUGCGAAUGUUUAACUUUGCUCUCAAGGUGCUGAGCUGCCUCCUCUACAUCGUCAGAGUCCUGCUUGACAACCCGCAAGAGGACAGGCAGGACUGUGGCAGUGGAGUCAACUGCACCAAGCAGAACACAUCAUCCCGUCCCUGGAGUGAGUUUGACUGGAAACUCAUCAUCUGGGUUGACAGACCUCUGCCGCUGUGGGCGCUGCAGGUGCUUGUGGCUUUCAUCAGCUUUUCAGAAACUAUGUUGCUCGUGUAUCUCAGCUACAAGGGAAACGUUUGGGAGCAAGUCCUACGCGUCCCGUUCAUUUUGGAGAUGAUCAGCACCGUUCCCUUCAUGAUCACUGUGAUUUUGCCCUCCUUGAGAAAUAUUUUCAUCCCUGUAUUUCUGAAUUGCUGGUUGGCCAAACAUGCUUUGGAGAACAUGAUAAAUGAUCUCCACAGGGCGAUCCAGCGGACACACUCAGCCAUGUUUAAUCAGGUCGUGAUUCUGAUCAGCACACUCGUCUGUCUCAUGUUUACAUGCAUCUGCGGCAUCCAGCACCUGGAGCGAGCUGGAAACAACCUGACCCUCUUUGACUCGCUCUACUUCUGCGUGGUCACGUUCUCCACGGUGGGCUUUGGGGACGUCACGCCGCAGAUAUGGCCCUCUCAGCUUCUGGUGGUCAUCAUGAUCUUUGUGGCACUCAUCGUGCUCCCCAUCCAGUUCGAGCAGCUGGCCUUUCUGUGGAUGGAGCGGCAGAAAUCCGGAGGCAACUACAGCCGCUACAGGGCGCAGACGGAGAAACACGUGGUGCUGUGUGUCAGCUGCCUCAAGAUCGACCUCCUCAUGGACUUCCUCAACGAGUUCUUCGCUCACCCUCGGCUUCAGGACUACUACGUGGUGAUCCUUUGCCCCGCUGAGAUGGACGUCCAGGUUAGGAGGGUCCUUCAUGUUCCUCUUUGGGCUCUGAGAGUCAUCUAUCUGCAGGGGUCUGCCCUCAAAGAUCAAGACCUUAUGAGGGCCAAGAUGGACGAUGCUGAGGCCUGCUUUAUCCUCAGUAACCGGUUUGAAGUGGACCGCAUUGCCGCUGACCAUCAAACCAUCCUCCGAGCCUGGGCAGUCAAAGACUUUGCUCCAAACUGCCCCCUGUACGUCCAGAUUCUUAAGCCGGAGAACAAGUUCCACGUCAAGUUUGCAGGUGGGCAGAGAGUCACGCCUCAACAAUUCCCACGUGUGUUUCGGUUCUGUCUCAGGGACGGCGGCGCAGGUUCAUCAGACCAGUGGCACCGAACGUACAGACGCUGCUCAGCCAACGAGGUGCAUCACAUCCGUCUGGAAGAAAGCAAAUUCUUUGGAGAAUACCAAGGAAAGAGUUUCACUUUGUGGGUGAAGGGAUACCCGCUGAACUCUCCGUAUAUCGGCAGCUCACCUGCACUUUGCCAUCUUCUUCAAGAAAAGAUGCCGUUCUGCUGCCUGCGCAUGGAUAAGCCUUGUCCCCACAUCCCUUUUGAGGAUGCACGUUCCUACGGCUUCAAAAACAAAUUGAUCAUUGUUUCUGCGGAGAGCGCAGGAAAUGGUCUGUACAACUUCAUUGUGCCUCUUCGGGCUUACUACCGAACAAGGAAGGAGCUCAAACCCAUCGUGCUGCUGCUGGAGAGCAUACCUGAAGCUGAUUUUCUGGAAGCCAUCUGUUGGUUCCCAAUGGUCUUCUACACAGUGGGCUCCAUUGAAAAUCUGGACAGCCUGCUGCGAUGUGGAAUCACUUUUGCGGACACGAUGGUGGUGUUUGACAAAGAGAGCUCCAUGAUCGCAGAGGAGGACUACAUGGCUGACGCCAAAACGAUUGUUAACGUCCAGACACUGUUCAGACUGUUUCCAGCUCUUAGCAUCAUCACGGAGCUCACACAUCCUGCAAACAUGCGGUUCAUGCAGUUCAAAGUCAAAGAUCACUAUUCCCUUGCUUUGUCCAAACUGGAAAAGAAGGAAAGAGAGAAGGGCUCCAACCUGGUCUUUAUGUUCCGCCUGCCAUUUGCCGCCGGAAAGGUGUUCAGCGUUAGCAUGCUGGACACUCUCCUCUACCAGUCAUUUGUGAAGGACUACAUGAUCUCCAUCACCAGACUGCUGCUGGGGUUAGACUCCAUGCCUGGCUCAGGCUUCCUCUGCGCCAUGAAGAUCACGGAGGACGACYUGUGGAUUCGCACCUACGGGAGGCUCUAUCAGAAACUAUGUUCCUCCACCGGAGACAUUCCUAUAGGCAUCUACCGGACGGAGGCCCACAAGCUUCCAGUGUCUGAGUCCCAGGUAUCCAUCACUGUUGAAGACUACGAGGACACCAGAGAACCCAGAGAGCCCCUGCUGUCCCGCACCGGCGCUCACCGUAACUCCACCUCCUCAGAGCCCGUCUCCACCUCCUCCCACUCCUCGGACCACCCGCUGCUCCGGAGGAAGAGCAUGCAGUGGGCGAGGCGGCUGAGCAGGAAGGGGGGUCGGGGAUCGAGCGGAGCCAAAGGUGGUCCGGGCAGCGCGGCGGAGCGGAUCAGCCAGCAGAGGCUGAAUCUGUUCAGACGCUCAGAACGACAGGAGCUCAAUUCACUGGUGCGAACGAGGAUGAAACAUUUGGGCCUUUCUCCAACUGGGUUUAAUGGGAUGACAGACCAAGGCAACAGGCUGUCGUACAUCCUCAUCAACCCCUCUCCAGACACCAGGCUCGACCUGCACGACGUUGUGUACCUGAUAAGACCAGACCCCCUCUCCCUGGUGCCCAAUCAGGGAAGCAGCAGGAAGUGCAGUGCUGGACUAUCAGAGAGCCACAGGUUUGAUACGCAGGAUAGCACCCACCUGUGAAGGAGAAAAGACUAAACUCAGAACACUGCCAGGAAGAAAGGGACCAGCAUCAAUACAGUCACCAAGGAGAAAUCCACAGCGAAAAGAAAAGGGACGGCUCAGAUACUCUGUGUUUUCAGGAUCAGAGUUUUCUGUGCUGGGCACACAUGGACCUUUUCUACACUGACUGGAAAAUUUUAUUUAUGCACCUUCCUUUUUUGUCAGCUGAGAACUGCGGACCCAGAAGUGCAUUUAAUGAAAAGCUACAUGUAUUUAUAUCUGUUGUCGUGCAUGUUAGUACUGCAUCAUGUACUGUAUCCACAGUGAGCAUAUACAGGGCCAAAGGUAUUCACACACCCUUGAACUUUUUCUCAAUCUGCCUCAUUACGACCACAAACAUCCACGCAGCUUACUCAGCUCACUUCACUCCGAUACCCCAAAAUAUAUCUCAACCUUUAAAAGUGUGUAAUUCAGUCUCUGUAUUAAUGCAGCAGCUGCGUAAAAAUCCCUUAGCUCAUUUGGGGAACAUCAGAGAAUAAACGGCAACGUGACGACCAAAGAACACAGCAGAAAGAACAUAAGAUGGAUUCAACUUUGAAUAAAUUUGAAGGAGUUGGAUUAUUAAACAACACCCUAAUUUUUGAACAUAUCAGCACUGAUCAGUCUAUGAUCUCAUAGUUGUGAGAAUGUGGCGUAAUUGCAAGGGAGACUUCAAAAAGCACAAGGUAACUUUGGAGGAGCUGCAGAAAUCAACAACUYAGGUGGGAGAACCGUUUGGAAAGACAACUAUUAGUCCUGCUCUCUGCAAAUCUGGUAUUUAUCGACCAGCGGAAAGAAAGACACGAUUGUUAAAAGAAAGCAGUUAGAAGCAUUUUUUAUAGUUUUCCACAAGUCAUGUAGAAAUCCCAGCAAACCUGUGGAAGAAGGUGUUCUAUUCAAAUGGGACCACAGGUUGAACAUUUUGGCCCACAACGUGCAAACGCAAACACAGAUCACCUUGAACUUUCACCAUCUCUAUCUGAAACAUGGUGGGAGAAGUAUUAUGCUGUGGAGGUGCAGGAACAUGAAGGUGGGUCAGAGUUAAAGAGGAGGAGGAUGAAGCUAAAAAGAGGAUAGUCUAUGAAGGAAAUUUGCUGGAGACUUGGGUAGAGAUUACAAAAGGACAAUAAUCAGUGAAAAGUUCUACAACUGGUUUCACAAACUGGGCCAAAAUUCAAAAGAACRUCACACUUUUUACAUUUGUAUUUGCAAAAAAAUAAUCUUCCAUUCAAUGUACCUCGUUCCUUUAAAUUUACAAUUAUCAUAUAAAAUCACAAUAAAAUAAGACAUUUGUGGUUGUAAUUUGAGAACGGCUGGAGGUGUUUAAGGGUUGUGAAUUCCUUUGCAAGGCACUGGGCAUACGGUGGCAUGCAACAUUUUGGGCACGUAUACUUAAUGUUUUAGUUUCUGUUAAUAAUUAAGUGACUCAAAAGGGAGUUCUGGGAUCCAGUGUCCAUAUUUUAAGAGCAGAUGAUGGAAAUUUAAAAUUGUUCAAUUUCCCCUGGCCUUUAAAAAUAAGAGAAACCAUUUACGUAAAGCAGAAAUGUAUAAUAUUGGGAUAAACAUGAACUGUGGUACUCGGGUUGUUUUCCUUCCCUCAACACAUUUCUAAUUGAAGUGACCAGAAUUGUGUGUGCCAUAUGUAUAGCGUGUGUGUGUGUGUGUCUAAGCGCGUGAACGGAUAUGUACAUGUAGUCACAAAGCCUGAGCGAGACACUGCCAAUUUCAUGUGGACUGCCAAAGGAAUCUGUUGCCAAAUGAGCAUCAAGGAAAACGUUUGCGGUUUGUCCUUUUUAGGCGUUUUGUCUUCUUUUGUGUCUUUUAGCAUUUUUCAUCAAAGUCAUCACCCCUCCGAUUCACAUUUUUGUUUCCAUUUCUCACAAAGGCUUUUCGAGACUUAAACACGCCGUCAUUAAACGCUCACCAGCAGCGAAAGGAUCCAAAGACCUCCAGUMUCAGCUACGGACACGGUUAGAUGCCAAGCUUUACAUCGUUACUGUCGGACUGUCGCGUUGCUCUCCGGAGCAUUUCUUUGCUUACAUGACCUCUCUUGCAACAAGUCUGACCUGAAGUCAUUCUAUUUCUAAUAUUAUUCCUGAAAUCCUCCACUUUCAAGCCGUCCUGCCACCGGCUUGUUUUUUUUUUUUGUUUUUUUUUUGUUGAUCUAUAAUGAACGGACAAAAUGGUUUGGACAUAAUACACUGUAAUAUAAAACCACUUAUCCCAACAGCUCUGCAGUACACACCCCUCUUUGUAAAGCUUUUCCUGUGUAUUGGAAACCAUUUCAAGGGGGUGUUUAUCCAGCUUUCAGUUUAGAACAAUGAAUAAAAAUAAAGUUUAAAUGUAUUUAUUGCUAUGAAUUUUCACUUAUAUUAAUUAUAAAUUUUUUUWAUUUAGAUUUUUUUUUAUUUCAGAGCUGGGUUUCAGUCAAAAAGCCUUCAUAUUUCUCUAAAAAGAAAGAAAAAGUGAAAACAAACUAUCCGCAUCCAUUAAUUCAUAGCCUCUCGGACCAAAUAGAUCUGUUUCAUCAAAGUAAAUCAUUUAGAAAGCUGUUUUGUUAUCAAAGGCGUGUGAGGAAAAUGAGACUGUUCACACAGAAGUGGAGGCAUUCACACUGACGCUGUCAAAACAACAACAACUGUAGAUUCACUGCAAUCAUAGCAGAAAUGUACAUAUUAAACACACUUCCUACUCGUCCCUGG